Sorex fumeus (smoky shrew) is the source of this 4112-nucleotide messenger RNA. RefSeq names its product protein tyrosine phosphatase non-receptor type 1 (gene PTPN1). Bases 53 to 1327 code for a protein of 424 amino acids. Lineage: Eukaryota; Metazoa; Chordata; Mammalia; Eulipotyphla; Soricidae. The transcript has 9 exons. The record is from RefSeq and is a predicted model, not a curated record. Gene Ontology annotation, molecular function: protein tyrosine phosphatase activity. Gene Ontology annotation, biological process: protein dephosphorylation.
UGCCGGGGGGCGCCGCGGAGGGGGGCGCAGCAGCCGGGCCGAGCUCGCCGCCAUGGAGAUGGAGAAGGAGUUCGAGCAGAUCGACCGGGCCGGGAGCUGGGCGGCCAUUUACCAGGAUAUCCGACACGAAGCCAGUGACUUCCCAUGUCGAGUGGCCAAACUUCCCAAGAACAAAAACCGAAACAGGUACAGAGAUGUCAGUCCCUUUGAUCACAGUCGGGUUCGGCUGCAUCAAGAGGACAACGACUAUAUCAAUGCUAGUCUGAUCCGGAUGGAAGAAGCCCAGAGGAGUUAUAUCCUGACCCAGGGCCCUCUGCCCAACACGUGCGGCCACUUCUGGGAGAUGGUGUGGGAGCAGAAGAGCAGGGGCGUGGUCAUGCUCAACCGCGUGAUGGAGAAAGGCUCGUUAAAGUGCGCGCAGUACUGGCCCCAAAAGGAGGAGAAGGAAAUGGUCUUUGAAGACACCAACUUGAAGCUGACGUUGGUCUCGGAAGACAUCAAGUCCUACUACACAGUGCGGCAGCUGGAGCUGGAGAACCUGACGUCUCAGGAGACUCGCGAGAUCUUACACUUCCACUAUACCACCUGGCCUGACUUUGGAGUUCCCGAAUCGCCAGCCUCGUUCCUCAACUUCCUUUUCAAAGUCCGCGAGUCGGGAUCCCUCAGCCUGGAGUACGGCCCCAUCGUGGUGCACUGCAGCGCGGGCAUCGGCCGGUCGGGCACCUUCUGUCUGGCUGACACGUGCCUCCUGCUGAUGGACAGAAGGAAAGACCCUUCAUCUGUCAACAUCAGGAAGGUCCUGUUAGAAAUGAGGAAAUUCCGGAUGGGGCUGAUCCAGACAGCGGACCAGCUCCGCUUCUCCUACCUGGCUGUGAUCGAAGGUGCCAAAUUCAUCAUGGGAGACGCCUCCGUGCAGGAGCAGUGGAAGGAGCUCUCCCACGAGGACCUGGACCCCCCACCCGAGCACUUGCCCCCUCCUCCCCGGCCGCCCAAACGCAUCCUGGAGCCACACAACGGCAAAUGCAAGGAGUUCUUCCCAAAUCAUCAGUGGGCAAAGGAAGAGCCUGAGGCGGACAAAGUGGACGGCCCCAUCAAGGAAGAAACUCGAGCCCCCUUAAACGUCCCCCCGAGCCUGGAAAGCACGAGUCAAGACACUGAAGUCCGACGGCGGGUGACGGGGGGCGAGCAUGCCCAGGGGGAGCCCUCGGCAGCCCGUGAGGAGCAGGAGCGGGCGGCCGCUCCCUGGAGGCCCUUUCUGGUGCACAUGUGCGUGGCCGCGGUGCUCUCGGCCGGCGCCUACCUCUGCUACCGGGUCUGUUUCCACUGAGGACAGCGAUACGACUGAGCGCGGGCACAGCGCUGGCGACAGCCCGGCCGCAGCAUCGGCGCUGCAAGGAUCUGAGCCCAUCUCAGAAGCGGCAGCUCCAGGGCUGAAGGCGGGGACUGCGAAGGGCUAGCGGAGGACCGAGGGUCGACCCCGGGGUGUGAGGCGCCCUGCGGUCGCAGGACACAGAGACUAAUCUCAGGGCCUUCCCUUUUCAGGAGUAAGUAGAGAAAAUGCCAAAUACAUCUGUCUCUCUCUUCUUUCCUCUCUCUUCUUCCCCUCCACCCUCUCUGUCUGUCUCUCUCUCUCUCUCUCUCUCUCUCUCUCUCAUUCUCAUUCUCCCCCCCCCUUUUUUUUUUGGAAGAGAAAAUAGAGUUACAACACAUUGUUGUUUUUAACCUUUAUAAAAAGUAGCUUUGGGUUAUUUUGGAGGUGGGGGAGACUAGGCACUUAGGGGGCUCUCUUGUACUGUGGUAGUAUCGUGAGAAAGCAUGUUUCCUCAUGUUUCCCGGGAGCCUUCCCUGGGGGAGAGGUGCACCCUGGCCCCCCUAGAAACCACGCUGGCUUCCGCUUCUGCUCAGGGGCCUCCUGCCUGCUCCAUUGUUUCUCUCCUCCCUCCUGCACAUGGCAGCCGGCCCGCCCACGGCCCUUCCUGCCCCUUCCCCAACUCGGGAUCCUCGAGGCCCCUGCUCAGGUGCCAGUCGCUGCAGGGCAGCUGCUGGCCUGGCCCCCACCACUGAGGUCUGGAGGGAGCGGUUUGCACUGGGUUGGGAGUUUCUGUGCCCGCCUCGGAGGCCAUUGCUGUUCGUGCAGGGAGCCGGGAGCGGAACACCCAGGUGCUGGGGAGGAGUCGCCACCCUGGAUGUCUUCUGGGCUGUUCCAAGUUUUUCCCUCUUCCCAGGCGACCAUCUCGGAGCAUAUCCGAUGGUUUUGCUGUAAUACCCACGAUUUUUUUCCUCGGAGGCAAGUUUUGGGUAGGGGGCCCCAAGUGUAAAAGGAGAAAAAGCGAAAAAGCCACUCCCCCUUCCCGAGGCCAGUGUGAGGGCCACGUGUCAGCCGGGGAAGGAAGUCCUCGGCUCCGCAGGGCAGAUCCAGGCUCAUUCGAAAAUAUUUGGUUCCGUUCCAGUUCCUGCUCAGCAGCAACCCAUAAUCUGACCCCCACCCCACCUCCGCUCCACCUGCACCCCGCUGUCGGUCUCUGCUCCUAGAACCCACACCCAGCUAGCCGGCCUACCGCAGUAGGGAAGGGCUGAGGGCUGCGUGGGCAGCGGGCCUCACAGAGCCACCUGCCCACUUCUCCUCGCCCCUCCCCCGGCCUGUGCUCCCACACCCAUCCACAGCCAGUCGCAGAAGAGAGAGAGCCCCCUGCUGGGGGCCAGGCUUGCCCCCCAGGUGCUACCCUGGACAUGUCCUGGUGCCUCCCAGGUGGUUGGCACCAGCAUCCUCCCUGGAGCACCCUCCUCGGAGUGGGAGGGAGGGCGCCUUCCACUCCGUAUUUAUUUUUUUAUUCCCUCCCCCCAAAAAAGUGUCCAUAGUGCACUAGAAUUUUCCUAAACCAGUAAUGUAUUAAGACUUUUUUGAUGUCAGCCUUGCAUCAAGGGCUUUAUCAAAAAGUACAAUAGCGAACCCUCAGGUAGGGCCGGGCACGGAGCACUUGGCCGCGCCUGCUGCGGCCACAGGCUGGGAUGGAGGACGGUGGUGAUCAGUUGGCACACGUGGCUGUGCAGGCCGCGCCGGAAGACGCUGGGAUAAUGUAUAACGGACACUUGGGUAUUUAAGACGCGCGACGUGAGAUGAGUUUGUCCCGAUGAGGCCCCUCCCCUGGGAUCUGCUAGAACCUUCCCUCAAACCCCACUUUCCCGUAUAUUAGCACGCAUGUGCGUCCUCUCGUUGCCCGGCCCCAUCCCCCUUGCUUCAGAAACCGAGCGCUCUGCUCUCCCGUGCAUGUUCGGCCCCUGGACUGGCUGCGGAGGCCGGGCUGGAGCGCGCGCCACCCACCCGCGGGCCCAUGUUGACACUCCCUGGUCUUGGCCUGACUCCCGGUACGGCACCUCGGUGACUUUCCCAGCGACUCCCAGCCUGGCCUCGUCCUGACAUUCCACGGGUCCAUAGGCACCCCUCCUACCCUGAACAUUGAGGCACAUGGAGCCCCCACCCCUAGCCCUGCACUUUGGGGACCAGCCUCGACUGUCCCAUGUCCAUGCUCUCCUGGGGCAGCCGGGAUCUGAAACCACACAUCGGAGACAGCCUGGCUGACAGCCCCGGCGGCCGCCGCUGACUGCUUGAUCCGGGGGGCCUGGCCAGGAGACCCCAGGGACCGAUGGUGCUCACGACUCUUCCUGCGAGGGAUCUCCAGACCUCCGCCCUCAGUGGCUGCUUCAACUGAACCAGAACAACACCGUGGCAGCCGGAGCUCCGAGCUGCCUUUGGCCAGCAUUUUCACCUUUUGCCUUUCACGUGCAGAGGAAUUCUGUGGCGGGAACAUUCGAGGCGGUGCCCUGCAGAGCCGGGGGGGUGGGGGGCGGCCAAGGGCCGGGUCGGCGUGGCCACAGCCCUGGAGCUCGGCGUGUACAUAUAUCUAGAUCUCUGUAGUAGCAUUUCUCAUGGCUAGACUGGUUUCCCCUCCCGUCCGUGGGAAGCAUGGGCCCCUCUCGUCCCAUAUUCGAUAGAGAAGUAGCGAGCCGCCCUGCUCUAUGCCUUAAGCCAAUAUUUACUCAGCGGGUCAUUCUUUUCCACAGUGGCCAUGGAAUCAACCGUUUGUACGAAAAUAAAAACAAACCGAACAAGC